AUGAUCCCUACAUUAAUUGAGCAGUCCCUCUCGAGGGUGGGAGAUCUGCUCCAAGAAAACCUCUCACCGGCUCGGAUCUACAAUAUGAAGUCCAUUGCUCUUAGCCUUUGUGCUUUGGGAGCUUCGGCCAAGGUUAUCACCGAUGAUACCAUUUUCUAUGGCCAGAGCCCCCCAGUUUACCCAUCACCAAAUAUAACAGGAACUGGAAACUGGAUAGAGUCUUAUACCAAGGCCAAGGCGCUGGUUGCUCAGUUGACUCUCGAAGAAAAGUCCAAUCUUACCUUCGGUGCCUCUACCACAGAGAACGGUUGCGCAGGAUGGAUCCAGGCCAUUCCACGCCUUGGGUUCCCGGGCCUCUGCCUCGUUGAUGCUGGAAACGGUGUUCGAACGACUGAUCUCGUCAAUGGAUACGCGGCUGGGCUGAGUGUUGGUGCAAGCUGGAACCGAGAGCUUACAACCAAGCGAGGCCAUUAUAUGGCAGGGGAGUUUAGAGCCAAAGGAGCCAACGUCGCCCUGGGCCCAGUCGUUGGACCUCUCGGCCGUAUUGCCCGCGGUGGGCGUAACUGGGAGGGCUUUUCUCAUGACCCAUACCUGUCUGGCUUGCUCGCCGCAGACACCAUCAAGGGGCAUCAUGAACGUGGUGUGAUCACAAGCUUGAAGCACUUUAUUCUCAACGAACAGGAGACAAACCGUAAUCCCUUUGCAAAUACGACGCCUCAAGUUGAGGCGGUGUCAUCAAAUGUGGACGACAAGACAAUGCAUGAGCUUUACCUUUGGCCUUUCCAAGAUGCCCUCAAAGCUGGAUCUGCCAACAUCAUGUGCAGCUAUCAGAGGAUCAACAACUCUUAUGGGUGCGCAAAUAGCAAAACAUUGAACGGAUUGUUGAAAACAGAGCUAGGAUUCCAGGGCUUUGUCGUCACUGACUGGAGGGCUCAACACUCUGGAGUCGCAAGUGCAUUGGCUGGCCUUGACAUGACAAUGCCAGAUUCAGGAUACUGGGGCAAGAACUUGACCAACGCCAUCCAAAACGGCACUGUGCCAGAGUCUCGUUUGGAUGACAUGGCCACCAGGAUCCUCGCUGCUUGGUAUCUCUUGGGCCAGGAUGAGGGUUUCCCCAAGCCAGGCGUUGGAAUGCCCUAUGCAAUCACGGAGCCUCACACAAGAAUCGACGCCAGAGACCCUGCAGCUCGGCCUAUAUUGUUCCAAGGCGCAGUUGAAGGUCACGUCCUGGUCAAGAACAACCGAGCUCUGCCCCUGAAAGACCCACAAGUCAUAUCAGUAUUUGGUUACUCGGCGCCAGGCUAUAAGCAAUCAGUAGUUGGCGAUGGAACAUACUCGGCUUGGAAGCUUGGUGCCCAAAGCACGAACCCAGAGCAACAGGUGGCUUCAAAGGUUUAUAAUUCGACGGUUCAUAUCGAGACAAUCGCCAUCAACGGUACUAUCAUCAUGGGCGGUGGUUCCGGUGCGACAACGCCCGGAUAUGUCUCGAGUCCCUUUGAUGCACUCAACCAACGCGCCAUGAAGGACAACACUGAUCUUUUCUGGGACUUCGUUGAUCCAGCCCCGCAGGUUCCUGCUUCUGAUGCCUGUCUGGUGUUUAUCAACGCCUGGUCAUCGGAGGGAUAUGAUCGACCAGCCGUCUAUGAUGAUUACUCAGACAAUCUAGUCCUCUCAAUUGCUGAGCAGUGCAACAACACCAUCGUUGUGAUUCACAAUCCGGGUGUGCGCUUGGUUGAUAACUUUUCCGAUCAUCCUAAUAUUACCGCGAUCGUGUAUGCGCACACGCCUGGUCAAGACUCUGGCGCCGCAACAGUAGCACUACUGUAUGGCGACGAGAACUUCUCCGGAAAGCUCCCAUAUACAGUUCCGAAGAAUGUUAGCGACUAUGGACCACUGCUUGGUCCGGAUUUGCCUGAGGGCGAUUACAUCAACUACCCGCAGAGUGAUUUCUCUGAAGGAAUUUUCAUCGAUUAUCGUGGGUUUGAGGCCAGAAAUAUCACACCACGGUAUGAGUUCGGGUUUGGCUUGUCAUACACAACUUUUGAGUAUGAUUCGUUGUCGAUUAGCAAAACCAAGGAGGGAGAGAACGCUGAGAUCUAUCCGUCCGGGCCAAUUGAGCAGGGUGGCCAGAUUGAUUUGUGGGAUGUCCUGGCAAACGUUGACUUCAAAAUUCAGAAUACUGGCAAGAUCAGUGGAAAAGAGGCAGCCCAGCUUUACAUUGACACCCCCUCCGGUGCCAGGCAGCUCCGUGGAUUCGAGAAGGUGACACUUGAGGCAGAUGAGACAGCUUCUGUCACACUUCCCUUGACACGCCGUGAUUUGAGCGAAUGGGAUGUUGAAGCUCAGAAGUGGAAGCUGGUGAAGGGGAGCAUUGGGGUCUAUGUGGGUGCGAGCUUCAAAGAUGUGAGACUGCAGGGCACACUAGAUGUUUGA
Penicillium olsonii is the source of this 2433-nucleotide messenger RNA. Lineage: Eukaryota; Fungi; Ascomycota; Eurotiomycetes; Eurotiales; Aspergillaceae. The record is from the annotation of a GenBank genome assembly.